Messenger RNA from Motacilla alba alba, 2889 nucleotides. RefSeq names its product discoidin, CUB and LCCL domain containing 2 (gene DCBLD2). NCBI's taxonomy places the organism in Eukaryota, Metazoa, Chordata, Aves, Passeriformes, Motacillidae. The coding region runs from base 222 to 2393 and encodes 723 amino acids. The record is from RefSeq and is a predicted model, not a curated record. The transcript has 16 exons.
GGCCCCACGCUCGGCAGGGCCGCGCCGGAGCCGCCGCCGACCGGGGCUCGGCGGCGCCGGGGCAGGAAGCGGAGCGGCCCCGCGCGCCCCCGGAAGCGGUUGGGCGGCCGCGGGGGACGGUCGGGCUGGCGGGCGCGCAGCGCUCAGACGCGGCCCGGCGCGGCCGCCCGGCAGCCCGCGAUGCCCUGGGACCAGCGGGCGCGCCGGCUACGCCGCGGAGCAUGUUGAGCCCGGGUCGGCCGCUCCCCGCGGGGACUCAGCGGGCGGCCUCGCUGCUCCGCCCCAACCUCCUCCUUCUCCUGCUGCUGCUGCUGCGGGGCACCGAGGCGCAGAAAGGUGAUGGGUGUGGACACACUGUGCUGGGCCCUGAGAGCGGGACGCUGGCCUCCAUAAACUACCCCCGGACCUCUCCCAAUAGCACCGUGUGUGAAUGGGAAAUCCGUGUGAAGCCUGGGCAGCGAGUUCAGCUCAAGUUUGGUGAUUUUGAUGUUGAUGACUCCGAUUCCUGUCAUUCCAGUUACCUGAGAGUUCAUAAUGGCAUUGGCCCCAACAGGACAGAAAUAGGAAAAUACUGUGGGUUUGGCUUUCAAAUGGAUGGUUUAAUUACUUCAAAAAGUAAUGAAAUCACAGUACAGUUCAUGAGUGGAAUUCACACUUCUGGACGUGGAUUUCUUGCAGCUUAUUCAACCACUGACAAAUCAGACUUAAUUACCUGUUUAGACAAUGCAAGUCAUUUUUCCGAACCAGAAUUCAAUAAGUAUUGUCCAGCUGGAUGUGUGAUUCCUUUUGCUGAUAUUUCAGGCAGUAUUCCUCAUGGAUACAGAGAUUCAUCAUCACUUUGUAUGGCCAGUGUUCACGCAGGUGUCGUGUCAAAUACUCUUGGUGGUCAAAUUAAUGUUGUAAUCAGCAAGGGCAUUCCAUACUAUGAAGGCUCCCUGGCUAACAAUGUCACCUCAAAAGUGGGACCCUUGUCUACAAGUCUGUUCACCUUUAAGACAAGUGGUUGCUAUGGGACACUGGGGAUGGAGUCUGGGGUGAUUCCUGAUUCCCACAUCACAUCAUCAUCAAUUCUCGAGUGGCCUAACCAAACAGGACAAGUAAACAUUUGGAAACCUGAAAAUGCCCGACUAAAAAGGAUUGGACCUCCUUGGGCUGCUUUUAUCAGUGAUGAACAUCAGUGGUUGCAGAUUGACUUGAAUAAAGAAAAGAAAAUAACAGGUAUUAUAACUACUGGAUCAACUUUAGCAGAGCACUACUAUUAUGUCUCAGCCUACAGAAUUUUAUACAGUGAUGAUGCACAGAAGUGGACAGCAUACAGAGAACCUGGAAUGGGUAAAGAUAAGAUAUUUCAAGGGAAUACUGAAUUGUACCAGGAAGUCCGCAAUAAUUUCAUUCCACCUAUUAUUGCACGUUUUUUUAGGAUUAACCCCUUAAAAUGGCACCAGAAAAUUGCAAUGAAAGUAGAAUUGCUAGGAUGUCAGUUUAGUAUAGGUCGUGCUCCUAAAAUCACCUUGCCAGCACCACCUCAGAACAAGAAUGAUGAGAAGAAUGCUGACUUCGUGGAUGACUUCAUUCAUUCAGUGAAGACUUCACUGCAGACAGAUAAAACAACUUUCACACCUGAAAUAAAAAACACUACAGUGACUCCAAGUGUAACCAAAGAUGUGGCAUUGGCAGCAGUUCUGGUUCCAGUGCUGGUGAUGGUCUUCACUACUCUGAUUCUUAUCUUAGUUUGUGCGUGGCAUUGGAGAAAUCGCAAGAAAAAAACUGAGGAUGCAUAUGAUCUACCUUACUGGGAUCAUGCAGGAUGGUGGAAAGGGAUGAAGCAGUUUUUCCCAGUCAAAUCAGCAGAACGUGAAGAAACUCCUACACGCUACAGCAGCAGUGAAAUCAGUCACCUAAGACCAAGAGAAGUCCCAACAAUGUUGCAAACAGAGUCUGCAGAAUAUGCUCAGCCUCUGGUAGGGGGAGUUGUGGGCACGCUUCACCAGAGAUCAACCUUCAAACCAGAGGAAGGAAAAGAAGCCAGUUACGCUGACUUGGACCCUUACAAUUCCCCCAUCCAAGAAGUUUACCACGCCUAUGCCGAGCCACUGCCCGUUACUGGACCUGAGUAUGCGACUCCAAUAAUCAUGGACAUGUCCAGCCAUCCCAGCACACCUCUUGGCGCUCCUUCCAUUUCCACCUUCAAAGCUGCAGGGAAUCCAGCUCCUCCACUGGUUGGAACAUGCAGUAAACUGUUAUCCAGGACAGACAGUGCAUCCUCAGCACAGGCACUGUACGAUAUACCAAAGGGGCAGCCAGGGCCGGGCAGUGCCGAUCAAGUCGUGUACCAGGUGCCACAGAGCGUGGCCCAUCCCACUACCAGAAAUGGAAGAACUGUGGAUAGCUGAAGGCUAAGGUGGUAUAAGAAUUAUGCAGUUUCUCUACAGUGGGUUAUUUUUCACGCGAACAAUGUAACUUUGUUAUCUGAGGAGCAUAAGCUGUUAAAGAAAUGGAUGUUUUUAAAAUUUAAGCCCCUUUUUGGAAGGAAUUUGGUCCCAGGCUUGGCUCCUGCUUCAGACUUUGGACAUGUUAUCUGCUAGGGCUAAGAUACAUUUGAACAUGUAACAGUUGGGUUUAAAUUGCAUUUAAUUAUACUAAGACUAGAAUUUCCCUGUGUACAAUAAAGGAAAGGUACAUUUAAUGCGUCUCUCUUAUAUGUAAAGAUGUGUAUAUAAAAUGUAUUUCAAUCUUGUUUGGCUUGAGUAUUCUCCCAGAAUGUAUGUUCUUACCUCAGCAUGUAUUGUAGUUGCUCAGUAUUUGUAUAUGUUGCUAGGACUUAGACUAUAUAAAUAGUGAGGGGGUUUUAUAUGUUAAAAAGUAUUUUAAAUAAAUUGUACAUACGUA